UUGACAUAGGCCGUGCCAUUGUGAAGAGAUAUGUCAUAAUUUUACAAGCAAAAUUGCAAAACUUUUGUUUGUGAACAAAUGUAAAGAAUUGUAUGGUUAUUAUUUGAAGGCCAAUAGAGUUAAUUGUUUAAUUUCAUAAUGGCCACUUUAAUAGCUAAAAUCGACAAGUUGAUUAAGAAGGAAAGAACUACACCUGAACGCAAACAUCAAGAUGUCACCAAAUCAUCAAAUGAGAUUCUUUCGGAGCUUUUUAGUGUGUUUAAUGCUGACCCGCCCAAGAUUGAAGAUAUUUCAGUUAGAAAGUCGAAAAAGAGUAAAAAGAAACACAAAAAAGAGAAAAAGAAACGCAGCCGCAGUACAAGUAGCUCUGAUUCGGACGAGAGUGAGUACUAUCAUAAGAGGAAAAAGCGAAAAAAGAGUAAAAGUAAACGCAAAGAAAGGAGUAGCCGUCGAACUCCUUCUUCUGAUGGAUCUAGAACUCCAGUUCUCAUUAAAGAUGAAGUCGAUUUUUCUAAAGGUAAGUAUGAUACCAAAGUUGAAACUCCAACAGUCAAAACAGAGAUUAACGUUAAAAGCGAACUUCCGGACACUAAUAUAAGUAUUAAAAAAGAGGAAGAAAAGCCUGGGGCCUCUUUUGACGCAAGCCUUAUUCCCAUGCCUGAAUCUCCAAAAGACAUUGAAAAAUCGGACAAAAAAUCAGAAAAUUCUGACUGUGAUAAAUCAAGAGGUAAAAUUCAAAUUAAGAACUUAAAAUUUAGUGCAGUGUUUGAAGAGACUGUAAAGAAAGCUGAAGAAGAAGCUCGUAAAAAAGCAGAACAAGUUGAAGACGGGGAGUGUACAGAUUCGUCCAGUAGUUCCGUAAAAGAAUUAGAUAUUAACUCACAAUUUCCUAAAUCAUCUGAUCCCGGAGGCAUCUUAAAAAAGCAAGCAGCCGAAGAAAUAAAAUUGAUUGAGGAAGAAAAGAAUGCUUUGAAGAAAAGUAAAGUGGAAACAUCAAUUAAAUCUUCAAAGAAAGAAAGAGAAAGAAGUAGAUCAAGAAAAAGAUCGGAAAGCAAGUCUCGCGGUAGGUCCCACUCGUCGAAGCGCCGUCGACACAGAUCUCGGUCUCGAUCGCGUCGGAGGAGUCGAUCCCGACACCGCUCUCGCUCACGACGAAGUUCCAAAUCCAGGAGUCAACACCACUCCAGACAUUCACCGAGGCAUCGCGGACGCAGAUCGAGGUCGCCAAGUGGAGUAAAAUUAGCAGAUAGUGAGAAGAAACGCCUUCUAGAAGUAGCAAGAAGGAAUGCAAUCAAUAUGCUUAAGAAUGGAGCUGUGCCAGCCGGUGCGGCCGCAUUACCGCCACACACGAGGAAUCAAGUUAUGGCGGCCAUACAGUCUGGAGGUAAGUCAGUUGAUGAACUGACAGACUUUUGUAAACACUUGUCAAAGAAGGAAGCGCUCGGAGAAUUGUCAUCGGUGUCUUCCAAUGAUGAUGACAUGAGUGAGAAUGAAGACACAUUGGCAUUCCAUCAUCCCUUCCUUGUUAAGGAGAAAGCGCCCAUUGUUAUGAAUAUUAGAGGUGGUGCACCAUUACCGGUUAAAACCAGUCUCCUUCCGGUAGUCAACAAGGAAGAAUUACGUCUUCAGUUUCCGGUAUCCUCCGGCUCACAGCACAGAGAGAAGGCCUCGGAAUGGGUGCCUGUAUCACCAAAGAGAGAUAUGCAAGUUGCAAAACUGAAUUCAAAACCAGCAGCACCAAAAUCAAUUCUACCUGCGAUAGAACCAUCUAAGAAUGAUGUUCUAGCGUUGCCCGCUCCUCCUCCAUCUACUACCUAUACAAAGAGCUUCACUACUUCAUCUCAAUUGCCUCCAAUUCCAGCAUUGCCUGCGCCCGGACCACAAGUUUAUCCUCCGGGUGUUGAACCUCCUAAAUUGGAUAUGGCGGCGAUUGUGUGUCAGAAAUUGUUGAUGAUUCGUAAAGAACAAGAGGAGAAUGAACUGAACACUACAACAGGGUUUGGUUGGUCAAAGGAGGCGUUGGGUCAGUUUACGGGUAGCACUGGUGCACAGAUUCUAACACCAAGAGAACUGGCGAGCGGCACACAAGCCUGGGCCAAGAAGGAUCAGUUGGUUCGCGCUGCGCCCGUAGAAGGUGGUAUGGGAAUGCAUUUGCUGCAGAAAAUGGGCUGGACCCCAGGCCAAGGUCUGGGUAAGGAAGGAACGGGAACCCUACAACCGUUGCUCCUUGAAGUCAAAUUGGAUACUAGGGGGCUGCAAUCCAAAGAAGAGCUCAGAAGCAGGCCUUCCAAAGGGAUGAAACCUCCAAGGACAGGACGUCGUGGCGGAGCGCCGCUGGUAGCGGGCGGCAAGCAUCCUGUGUCCCUACUCGGAGAGUACUGCUCAAAACAAAAGUUGGGCCCACCUGAAUACAGUCUGUGCUUUGAGUGUGGCCCCGAUCAUAAGAAGAAUUUCUUAUUCAAGGUGAGAGUUGCAGGUGUUGAAUAUCAGCCAGCUGUUGCUAGUGCAAAUAAAAAACAAGCAAAAGCAGAUGCAGCACAGUUGGCCUUACAAAACCUCGGCAUUGUUACACAAUAAAAUAUAGACAAAACGGAAUGCAUUUUCUACUAUCCUUUAAAAAUAAAACAAUUAUGUAUUUGAUUACAUAACUUUCAUUUAUUUUUGAAAUUUUAUUUUCGAAGACAUAAUUGCACUAGAUACCAUUUAGAUGCAUAAAAACAGUUCUAAAACUAUUUUUGUGCCUAACAUUGAAUUGCAACAAAAUUUUCUAUGUAAUAACUUUGAGAAUAACUGCCACUUAGUAGCUAAAACUAUAAUUCUAAACAAACUCCAUCAUAUUCUUUUUUCAAUCACAGAUCUGUUCCAAAGCCAUCACAUUCCGUCCACUCUAUUCCUUUUGAGGAUUCUGCUGUUUAAUCCGGUAGUCUGAUAAAGCUGCCUUAAUAGCAUCUUCAGCAA
Messenger RNA from Papilio machaon (common yellow swallowtail), 2958 nucleotides. It is a transcript of the gene Son, whose product is annotated as protein Son. Gene Ontology annotation, molecular function: RNA binding. Lineage: Eukaryota; Metazoa; Arthropoda; Insecta; Lepidoptera; Papilionidae. Gene Ontology annotation, biological process: regulation of mRNA splicing, via spliceosome; regulation of cell cycle. The record is from RefSeq and is a predicted model, not a curated record. The transcript has 14 exons. Bases 139 to 2577 code for a protein of 812 amino acids.